GAAGAGUUCUGGUUGUGAACUUACUGGUAUUAUCUAACCAGUAAAAAUAGAAGUGUACUCAGAGAAGGUACAGGAUGGAAAACUCAUGAUGAAUUGUUAGGGCAUGUUGAGCUGGUUCUGUCAAUGCCUGCAGUCAGAUGAUUUCACUGGCUGCACAAGAUGAAAUCUCAUAUUUCAAUGUAUAAGUAAAAGUGUCAAAGUUCAGCUGAAGCAGGGACGAAUACAGAACAAAAUUUGUGUGUGUUUGUAACUAGGGCACCAGAGCAAUAGAGGAAGCCAAAAUGAGCCGGAAAAGCAAAAGGAGUUUAAAGGAGAAAUUUGCCUUGAAGAACAGCUUGGUUAAAGAAGCCCUCUCAGAAUUCCUGGGAACUUUUGUACUGAUAACCCUUGGAUGUGGGUGUGUGGGCCAGGCUGUCCUUAGCCGAGGAGCCCAUGGUGGGCCUAUGACAGUAUCAGUUGGAUUUGCAAUGGCAGUCACCAUAGCAGUGUAUGUGUCUGGAGGGGUUUCUGGUGGUCACAUAAACCCAGCCGUUUCAUUAGCCAUGUGCGUGACUGGAAGAUUAAAAUGGACCAAAUUACCAAUUUACAUAUUAGCACAACUCCUGGGAGCAUUCACUGGAGCAGCGGCUGUCUUCGGGAUUUAUUACGAUGCCUUUAUGGAAUAUAGCAAUGGAACACUUGAAGUCAUAGGACCUAAUGCAACAGCACAUAUCUUUGCAACAUAUCCAGCUCCAUAUCUGUCCCUCAUAAAUGGAUUUGCAGAUCAGGUGAUGUCAACAGCUGUUCUUCUUCUGGCUAUAUUUGCUAUUUUUGACACCAGAAAUAAAAGUGUACCUAAAGGCCUGGAGCCGAUUGCAGUAGGACUUCUUAUAAUUGUUCUUACUUGCUCCUUGGGAAUGAACAGUGGCUGUGCCAUGAACCCAGCCAGGGAUCUAGGCCCAAGGCUCUUCACAGCCAUUGCAGGAUGGGGGAUGGAAGUAUUCACGGCUGGAAAUAAUUGGUGGUGGGUCCCUAUAGUUGCACCUAUGCUGGGAGGCGUACUUGGAGCAGUAAUCUAUAUUGUUUUUAUUGAAAUUCAUCACUCAGAUACUGAGCCAGGAGAAGAAAAUGACAUAUAUGAUAAAUAUGAACUGACCAACAUGGAAAGCUAGUGGAAUUAUUCACAACAGGAUGCAAUAGAGGCAAGGAUAAAAGUGUUUAGAGAAUUCAGCUCAGUGGAUGGUGGAAACUGUACCUUCUUGUAGUUUUGACUGUGGAUCUGUAUGAAUGUGUUGUGGUUCAAAAUAAAUACAGUCAAUCCCUAGUAAA
Strigops habroptila (Kakapo) is the source of this 1308-nucleotide messenger RNA. It is a transcript of the gene AQP9, whose product is annotated as aquaporin 9. Gene Ontology annotation, cellular component: basolateral plasma membrane; plasma membrane. The record is from RefSeq and is a predicted model, not a curated record. Gene Ontology annotation, biological process: water transport; glycerol transmembrane transport. Lineage: Eukaryota; Metazoa; Chordata; Aves; Psittaciformes; Psittacidae. The transcript has 7 exons. Bases 282 to 1151 code for a protein of 289 amino acids. Gene Ontology annotation, molecular function: urea transmembrane transporter activity; water channel activity; glycerol channel activity.